This is a messenger RNA of Penicillium odoratum, 1728 nucleotides long. Its product is annotated as alpha-keto acid decarboxylase family protein. Gene Ontology annotation, molecular function: carboxy-lyase activity; magnesium ion binding; thiamine pyrophosphate binding. Bases 1 to 1728 code for a protein of 575 amino acids. The record is from RefSeq and is a predicted model, not a curated record. The transcript has a single exon. Lineage: Eukaryota; Fungi; Ascomycota; Eurotiomycetes; Eurotiales; Aspergillaceae.
AUGUCUUCUACCAAUACUGUUAAGCUCGCUGAUUAUUUAUUGACCCGGCUACUUCAGCUAGGUGUUCAGUCUAUCUUUGGCGUUCCAGGAGAUUACAACUUGCGCUUGUUGGACUUUGUUGUCCCUGCUGGUCUACACUGGGUGGGGAACUGCAAUGAGCUUAAUGCCGCAUAUGCAGCCGAUGGAUAUGCUCGCAUCAAUGGAUUAUCCGCCCUGAUCACCACUUUCGGUGUUGGGGAGCUGUCUGCCGCUAAUGGUAUCGCUGGCGCGUAUGCUGAAAGGUCACCCGUUAUUCACAUUGUCGGUACUCCACCUCGGCCACUCCAGCAAAGCCGCGCAUUGAUGCAUCAUACUUUCGCCGAUGGUGAGUACAAGCGGUUCGCCGCUAUGUCAAAGCAUAUCACUAUCGCACAAACAGAAUUGCAGGAUGCAGCGACGGCACCAGAGAGAAUCGAUUGGAUCUUGCAGCAGGCUCUCAUCCACAGCCGACCUGUGUACCUUGAAUUCCCCGAUGAUAUGCCCCAUGUCCUUGUCUCGUCAGCAAAUCUCAAGACUCCGAUCAAGGUCCCAGAUGUCCCGAGUCCUGCAAAUGAACAAGAGGUCAUCAACCGCAUCUUAGAACGCAUCUAUUCCUCCAAGCAGCCCGUCAUCUUUGUAGACGGCGAGAGCAAAGCGCUGGGAAUCGUCGACCAGCUCGAUACACUGAUCAAAUCCACUAAAUGGCCCACCUGGACUACAGUCUGGGGUAAAGGACUCGUCAACGAAUCCCACCCCAACGCCUACGGCCUGUAUGCCGCGGCCUUUGGUGACAAACCUGCACAAGAAUACUUCGAAUCUGCCGAUCUGGUCCUCACAUUUGGCCCACACUAUAGCGAUACAAACAGCUACUUCGAUCAAACAAUCCCCAAGCCCGCAGCUGCCAUCACAUUCCGAGACAGCACCAUUCAAAUCGAAUCUGAUAUCUACCGUGACAUCUCCCCUUCCAAAGUCCUCUCCGCACUCCUGGACAAACUCGACUCCUCUCGCACAAUCACCGCCCAAGGCCCAACUAAGAAAAUUGUCACGCUCGAUGAUAUCCAGCCCACAGAUGCAGUUGCCCAGAAGAACUUCUUCCGGCUUGUCAACCCGCUCUUCCGCGAGGGUGACAUCAUUCUCGCAGAAACUGGCACAGCAGCCUACGGUGGCCGACACUUUAAGCUACCCCCGAAAUCCCGACUCUUCACUGCCGUCACCUGGCUAUCAAUUGGUUUCAUGCUCCCCGCUACCCUUGGCACCGCGCUCGCAAAACGGGAACUGAACAAACCAUCUGGCGCGCGGAACCAAACAGUUCUGAUAAUCGGUGAUGGUAGUCUCCAGAUGACAGCACAGGAGAUCAGUGUUAUGAUUAAGGAGAAGCUGGACAUUCUGAUCAUCAUCAUCAAUAACGAAGGAUACACAAUUGAGCGGGUGAUUCAUGGACGGAAAGAGGCGUACAAUGAUGUUCCAUUUUGGAGGCAUACGCAGGCGCUCCAAUACUUUGGGGCGGAUGAUGAGGCUGUGAAGCAGAAUACGUAUACGGCGAGGACAGUCGGGGAGUUCCAGGAUGUGCUGAAGAAUGAGAGAGUCAAGGAUGGGAAGGGAGUCAGGAUUGUGGAGGUCUUCAUGGAGAGAGAGGAUGUGCAGGAGGGACCUUUGCUUUGGGUGCUGAACAAACAACUUGCGGAGGAAGAGGCGGCCAAGUCUGCUUAG